Messenger RNA from Drosophila mojavensis, 3842 nucleotides. It is a transcript of the gene trh, whose product is annotated as protein trachealess. Bases 418 to 3540 code for a protein of 1040 amino acids. Gene Ontology annotation, molecular function: RNA polymerase II transcription regulatory region sequence-specific DNA binding; DNA-binding transcription factor activity, RNA polymerase II-specific; protein dimerization activity. The transcript is spliced from 12 exons. The record is from RefSeq and is a predicted model, not a curated record. Gene Ontology annotation, biological process: regulation of transcription by RNA polymerase II. Lineage: Eukaryota; Metazoa; Arthropoda; Insecta; Diptera; Drosophilidae.
CGCUUAUCCUUGCCAACGUCCACAUUUAUAUCCCGUCCGCUUAGCCGUCGGAUGUCCUUUAGCUAUUUCGCUGCGAUUUACUGCAAGUGUAUUGUUGUUUGUGUGUGUGUGUGUGUCUACUCAGUGUAUCGGCUUAUCAGUGUGUGUGUGCGUGUUUGUUUUUGGCGAAUUCGCCGUCGGUUCGGCUGCUCGUACGUAAUUCCUUCGCCGUCGCCGUUGCCGUCGCCGCGGCCAUGCGCGUUAACGGUAAAUAAUGGCCGCCAUCUUGGCGUGCCACAGAGUGCGACAUCAAAUCAAAGAUAAAUAAAAGCUAUAUACCCACACACACGCACACUCGCUCGUACGCUCACAAAUACAUAUAUAGAUAGAUAGCUAUAUACAUAUAUAGUAUAUCGAACGAGAGAUUUAUAUAGUGCCAUGGAGCACCAUGGCAGCGGAUUUGUCGCCUCGCCGUGGGCCGCGGUGCUCGGCCACCACUCGAUGGCCUCCGACGCGGGCUUUGCGGCUGCAGCGGCUGCGGCGCAUGUCCAGAAUGUGGCGGCGGCCCAUCACACGCAUCCGAUGCACGGCCAUCCGCACUCGCAUCCGCACUCGCAUCCGCACCCACACCAUCAUCACUCGCAUCCGCAUCCACACACGCAUUCGCACCAUCAUCAUCAUCAUCUGGCGGCGGCGGCGGCAGCAGGAGGCGGCAUGCCCAUGGAUUUGCAUGUGCCCCAGGGAUUUCCCUACUAUAGAUAUCGCGAGGAUGCGCUUUGCUGGGGCGACAGAAAGUCCAUGGAGGAGAUCGGCGCUGCACAGUCCUCGGUGAAUGCGCGCAUUCUGGAGCUGCGCAAGGAGAAGUCGAGGGACGCGGCCAGAUCGCGGCGCGGCAAGGAGAACUACGAGUUCUAUGAGCUGGCCAAAAUGCUGCCGCUGCCUGCAGCCAUAACCAGCCAGCUGGACAAGGCCUCCAUAAUAAGACUGACCAUUAGCUAUUUGAAACUGAGAGACUUUUCCGGGCACGGCGAUCCGCCAUGGACCCGAGAGGCGUCCAGCAGCAGCAAGCUAAAAAGUGCAGCCAUACGACGCAGUCCCGCGGUUGAUUUGUUCGAGCAACAUCAGGGCACCCACAUACUACAGUCACUGGAUGGCUUCGCUUUGGCGGUGGCAGCGGAUGGACGCUUCCUGUACAUAUCGGAAACGGUGUCCAUCUAUUUGGGCCUCUCGCAGGUGGAGAUGACGGGCAGCAGCAUAUUCGACUACAUCCACCAGGCGGACCAUGCGGAGAUCGCCGACCAGCUGGGCCUGAGCCUCACCAGUGGCGGCGCCGGCGGCGGCGGCAGUGUGGGAGCUGGCGGCGGCGGUGGCAGCGGUGCCGCUGGCCUGGCCUCACCCACGUCGGGCGCCUCAGACGACGGCAGCGGCACACACGGUACGAACAAUCCAGACGUUGCCGCCUCCAUGACGCAGGCCUCGACGAGCGGCUACAAGGGCUACGAUCGCAGCUUCUGCGUGCGAAUGAAGUCGACCCUGACCAAGCGCGGAUGCCACUUCAAGUCCUCCGGCUACCGGGCGAGCGAUGCAACCAGCAAUUGCAGCGGUAGCAAUACAAAUGGUAAAAAUGUUAAGAAUCCGGCCUCGAACUAUUCGGUGGUGCUGCUGCUCUGCAAGCUGCGUCCGCAGUACACCUUCUCGCACACGCGCAAGGCGCAGCCUCCGCUGCUGGGCAUGGUCGCCCUGGCCAUUGCGCUGCCGCCGCCCUCGGUGCACGAGAUACGCUUGGAGUGCGACAUGUUUGUGACGCGCGUCAACUUCGAUCUGCGCGUGGCGCACUGCGAGCCUAGAGUAUCUGACCUGCUGGACUACACGCCCGAGGAUCUUGUCAACAAGAGUCUCUACUGCCUCUGCCAUGCCGAGGAUGCGAAUCGCCUGCGCAAGAGCCACACAGAUCUGAUCGAGAAGGGGCAGGUCCUGACUGGCUACUACAGACUGAUGAACAAGAACGGCGGCUACACCUGGCUCCAGACCUGCGCCACAGUCGUCUGCAGCACCAAAAAUGCCGACGAGCAGAACAUCAUUUGCGUCAACUACGUUAUAAGCAAUCGUGAGUAUGAGAAUCUGAUCUUGGACUGCUGCCAGCUGGAGCCGAGUGUGGACAGCAUCAAGCACGAGGAGGGGCUGGGCAACGACAAGAGCAGCGGCUCGCCUGGCGGCGAUGCCUCGGGCGAGGGCAAUCCCCACUUGAGUGGCGACAUGAAGCUGGGGCUCGGCUCGCCCAAGACCGAUGCAGAGGGCCACACGCAGCGGGGCAGGGGGCGGAAUGCGGCGCAUGGCAGCAACCUGAACAGCAGCCUGGCGCUGAUCAAGGACUCGCCGACGCCGCUGGGCGUCGAGGUGGACGGCGUGCUGCCUGUGACGGUGUCUGCCACGCCCACGCCCACACCGACGCCCACGGGCAGCGCGCCGAGCAGCAAGCGCAAGCGCAAGAGCAAAGCAGCGCAGCAGGCGGAGGAGCAGCAAGCGGAUCAGCAACAGGUGGGCCAGGUGGGCCAGCUGCAGGCAGAGCAGCAGCAGCAGCAGCCGCUGAGCAAGCUGCCCGCCCUGGAGCAGCAGCGAGAGCCGCGCAGCCGCCUGCCCUCCAUGGUGGAGGACGUGCAGCCAGCUGCCUCGGCCGACUCGGCUGUCAAGGAUCUGGAGCACGCCAUGUCCAAGCACCUGCCCUCGCCCAGCAACAACAACAACAACAACAACAACAACCAGCCCAGCACAGACUUCAGCACAGACGCGCUGAUCAAGCAGCAGCAGCAGCAGCAGGCGCAGCAGCAGCUCCACGCCGCAGAUGCCAACGAGAAGAGCAGCACGAUCCAGUGGAUCGGCACGCCCUACCAGCAGCCCGCCCCGAUGCCGGCCACGGCGCUGCUGCGCCAGCUGUACGCGAAUCGCGAGAGCGUGAUACGCGCCACAGCCAGGCAGACGCCCACUGGGGUGGGCGUGCCCGGCGUCUUCUACGGCGAGCAGCAGGGCGGGCCGCUGCCCACGCCGCCGGGCAGCGAGUCCUCCUAUGAGAACCAGUAUCUGCAGCUGCACUCGGCGGCGGCAGCUGCCUCCGUGCCGCAUCCCGUGGGCCAGAAGAGCGGCAACUCGGCGGACGCCUUCACCAACCUGGUGUCGACCUACGGCGGCUACCACAGCUCCAUUGACUACCACAACGCCAUGACGCCGCCCAGCUCCGUGUCGCCGCGCGACUCCAACAACUCGGCCAAGCUGCCCUCGGCGGCCGCGCCUCCCGGCCUCCUGGUGGGCUCCAAUGCCGGCUACGACUACGCCGACCCCUUGCGCGGCCAAUACGCCACGCCCGUGGACGGCUCGGCGGGCGCCACGUUGCCCCUGAAGCCGCAGGCCUACACGGCGGGCAUGCACCCGCACGCCACGACCACGACGGAGGGCGGCGUCACCUACAGCAACCUGGACCAGCCGCAAUACUUCGCGCCCCACUCGAGCUUCCACCUGUACCACAAGGGCAGCCCGGCGAGUGCCUGGUACUCCACGCCCUCCUAGGCGAGGCGCGACUGCCAGCAGCAGCAGCAGCAGCAGGAGGAGGAGGAGCUGCAGCAGCACCAGCAGCAGGCACAGCGCUGGGACUUUGUUGGCGCCCUGGGCAAAGUGGCGCGAAUGUUCUUCAAUGCGCGCAAGGGCAGCCACAACUGAGCCACUGCACCACUCGCACCACCAAGUGCCAGCAGCUGCUGCGAGGAAAAGAGAAGGCGUGAAAAGUUUGCAAGCAAAUUUUAAGCCAAGCUUCAAGCUGUAAAUAAAAAGAAAACAUUUCAAAAAUUAAAAAAAAAAAUAAUAAUAAUAAU